This is a messenger RNA of Phytophthora infestans T30-4, 468 nucleotides long. RefSeq lists its product as uncharacterized. NCBI's taxonomy places the organism in Eukaryota, Oomycota, Peronosporomycetes, Peronosporales, Peronosporaceae. The record is from RefSeq and is a predicted model, not a curated record. The coding region runs from base 1 to 468 and encodes 155 amino acids. The transcript has 3 exons.
AUGAGCGCGUUGCAGACCGAGCGACAGCAGCGACUUUACGCUUUCAAGGCUGAUGAUAGUAACCUCUUCGCCUUCCUCCUGACAACGCGCUCUGGUGGCAUCGGCGUAAACCUGCUACUGGGUCUCACCACUCAAGCGUCCGCUCGCGUGGACCCAGAGACACGUUGUGGAAUCAUGCCCUUUCGAAGAGAAUCGAUGGAGUUAGCGUUCUAUGAAGAAGACGACGAUGAGGAAGAGAAGAAAAUCGGGGAGCUAGUGGACGAGAGCAAGAACAGAGGAGUCACGACUGACAUGAAAAACACUCUGAACGCCUUACUGGACAAGAGCGGCAAGGUCGGAGCGAAACUCAAGAGAAGCCAUAUGAGUGGCCACACGCCGAACGACAUCACCGUGCGAGAAUUCCCCCUCCUACUACGACAAGUGGACAUUGCGGGCAAAGUGAUCGAUCUGGCCUUCCUGGACGGCUAG